AGAGCAAUGCGAAUCCGGCCAGUUCUGUUAUGAUGACGACCAAACUUGAGUUUGAGUUUGAGUUUUUAUUCAAGCCUCGCUUUAUCCAACAAUAAUGAUGCCUUUAAGAAACUACCAUCUCUCUGAUUUGUCCCUCAGAGCCUCAGUGAGGAGCGGUAUGGAGGCGCUGUGGUUGUGUUACUCUUCUCCGACUCCUAAGGGCGCAAGUCACCUGCUCGCCCUACUUGUUCUCUGUCUCUCAUUGGCUGCUGUAACUGCUUCACUACUUUCCCACUGGCUCAUAGACCUUUUGAAAUACGACAUCCAGACAGCAUUGGUCGCAGUUGGUAUUUAUGCCACAGCGGUGUUUAUCCUGUCAUUUCUCAUCCAUCCGUUCCGAUGCGCCUUCACGCUAAUCUUCCCGACACUGUUCACGCGACAGGGCCGUAAACUGCUCUUGUCCACAUCCGUGAUGAUCGUAGUGCUGUACGUCCUACCCAACAUGGCCGCCAACAUCGCAACACUCACACACGUUGUGAAAUGCGCAUCAGAAAAACUCUCUCAAAGCCUCCUAAGCAGCUCAGAGCUCAUCAACACCGUUAAAGACAACAUCGUCGGGAGUGCAGAGGAGACAGUGGAUGGGAGUUUAGUGCAAACGCUGCACGAUUUUGAUCAUACCACUCACAUUAAUGUGUCGGAAGUGAAGGGACGGUUGCACGUAUUGAGUCUGCGAGUGCAGGAGGAUUUCUCUGAAGUUAAAAGUCAAGUACAGGACCUGAAACUGCUAUUCAGCAGAAUCUUUGCUGCUGUUUUCGUUCUGUAUUUGUUCAGCGAGUCUGUCAUGUACCUUCGGUCUUAUCUGACGUCUGUAAGAUUUGACAACACGUAUAUCACAGGUGGGCUCAGGAGAAAAGGGGCUGAAAAAGGGAUUGUGGUUAAAGCAAAGGAUGUGAAAAACGGAGUAAACUCCACCAGUUUCAGAAUCACUAAAAAGGAACUUGUGAAAUGUCUGGCUCCAGCAAUAGUGAUCACUCUGUACCUGCUAAUGACAAUCUUUUUGAUAGUUCUGGACCACUUCUUGUAUUACUUGGUGAAAACAGGUGGGCUUUGGAUUUCAAACAUGCCAUCCACCAACAUCAGCAUCAGCGUAGACUUCAAGGUUGGAACGGAGAUGGCCAUUUGCCGGUUCUUUAGCUCAGACUGUCUGAUAGAAUUGUUCAACUUCAACAGGACUUACACAGCCUUGAUUCACUCUGAUCCAAACGUGUGUGAGGCGCAAUCCAGUAAGCUGAACCCAAGUGUGGUAGCGGCGCUGGUGUUCCUCUAUGUGUUCAGCUACACCCUACUGCCUCUGGAGGUCUACGCUCAACGCCUUCGGAGGAAAGUAGCUGCUUCUUUCUUCCAGCAGCAGGAGGAGAGAAGGGUCGAGUUCCUUAUUAACAAAAUUCAAGCUAAACAAAAAGAAAGACAGAAUGAGGCUUUCUUUAUAGAACCCAAGCAUCAAGAUAAAAUCUCUGGGACGAUAGAUAAGCUAUAAUCCACUUAAAGGGUUAGUUCACAUACAAAUUAGUGCAUGUUUUGCCCUCAAAGCAUCAUGGGUGUAUAUGACGUCUAAUUUUUGGGUGAACAAACCCUUUUAUAUCGGACUGUAUGUUAUACAUUUUACAGAAUUGUAAAUACCGUACUCAAAAAGUGUACAUUCAAAUUAGUGUAAAAGCGUUUGGUUAAGCAACAUUUAUUUUUAACGUUUUUAUUUCAUAUAUCUCUUGUUUAUUUAUACUGCAGUGAAGUGGCGUGCUUCUGACCUAUGACGCUAUGAAAGAAAAAAAAUACCUCAGUGUUUAACAGAGUGACAACAGCUUUCUGCUUUUACCUUAUACUUCACAAUCCAUUAGGGGCCGUGCUAUUGACAAGCUGUAGCACAGUGCCUGAUCUGCAGAGACCGGAUGAUAGAAACAUGACACUAAUGGACAGGAAAUCGUCUCACAUCACAGCAAGAAGGACCUGUAAAUAUGUACAGGUUAUAUUAUAUGUGUAUAUUAUAUAUGUGCAUAUUACACAAACUGUAAUCAGAGAGACGAGUUUAUUUUUCUUUCUCUUUUGUGAGAAAGAUCUCAUGACUCACUUAUGUCAAACUGAACAGGUCUGAAUAUGUGAACCCGCAACGUUUAUUUUUAAUAAGGUCUCCGAUGAUUUCAGUUAGAUUUCAGCAGUUUGUGUAAUGCAGAUUAUAAGAAUUAAAAUGCACAUAGAGGGCGAAAAUGAUCAUGCAAAGAUGCAUUACGUGUUUUUGACAAAUGAAGAAUGUGUUGGUUUUAGUUUCAUAAUUCACGUCAAAUGACUUAUAUUACAUUACAAUUCUGUACUGCAUCUGUUUUGUACGAUUCACAUGCAUAGCUGAAAGGGAUAUCUUAAAUAUCUUAAAAAUGUCUCAAUUAUCCAUGAGUUUUGAAACCGACUGAUUGAAAUGUCUCUUGCUCCACAGGAGAAAGAGAGUCAUACAGGACGAAUAAUUGAUGACAGAAAUGUUCCUUUAAGAAAAAACAAUGACACCUAUGGCUUUUGCCUUCACACAUUUAUGCAGUUUCAGUCCUUUUCUGUGACUCAAAGCAAUUGCGUACUGCCUGACUCGAAUGACAUUUUUACAUAGCCUAUAUACUUAAUGAAUUUCUACCACGUCUUAAACUCAGAAAUAGAGAGCAAGUGUCGAAUUAAAUCUCCAAAGAAUGUUGCUUUUUCAAUGUUUCUUUUGGAACCUGAUCACAAAGGAAACUUGUUAUCGAAACGCCAUAUUAAUUUUCUGGUCUUUCUGAAGAGGUGUAAUAGUUGCCAUAAAGAGUUACAGCUACACUGGCAGGCACUUUAUCUAGACUAUAUUAAGACUUUGUUUCAAGUCCACCAAGAGCACAUAUGAGAGAGGUAUAAAGACACUUUGUAGCUUUGUCCAGCUCCAUCAGUGGAAAGUUCAGUGCUCACUUUCAUGAGCUGCACAUUAUUCUUGCCUCUGUCACAGCACACUCACAAAGCUCCGCUGCAGAGCCACUAUCGUCUGUCUCAUAGCAACUGCCUCUUUAAGCUGUCCGCAUCGCCGUGACAUUUUAAAGCUAAUACACUGAUAAAACCAUUUUCUGGGAAAGAUACUGCAAGCAUUAGUCAAAGAAACAACAGAAAGACAUGCAAAGCCAGAUCUUGAAAAGGUAAUUAUUAGCAUUAAAAUGUUUCAGAGAAAAGCCAGCGAGAGCCCUUCAGUAAGGUCAGAUAAUGGAUGAUAAUGGAAAUACGCAGAGUGUCGGACGCAAAACAAGAAAGGAAAGGCAGCGAAUGAAGUCUACUACACAGGAUGUCACGAAGAUGAGCUGAACGAAACUGCUUCUAAAAAAGAACACCUUCACGUAACUCCAAAACCCAGAAGGAGAAAUUUAUCUCCAGGAGGGGAAAGUUUAAUGAGGAGAUAUAUUACCAUUUUUUCCACACAAGAACAAUAAAUGGGAACUGAAAUUUUAACUACCAUAAAA
This is a messenger RNA of Puntigrus tetrazona (Sumatra barb), 3494 nucleotides long. RefSeq names its product osteoclast stimulatory transmembrane protein. The transcript is spliced from 3 exons. Gene Ontology annotation, cellular component: membrane. The record is from RefSeq and is a predicted model, not a curated record. Lineage: Eukaryota; Metazoa; Chordata; Actinopteri; Cypriniformes; Cyprinidae. The coding region runs from base 95 to 1516 and encodes 473 amino acids.